AUGUGAAGAAAAAUGAUUUCACAAGUUAGAAUCGUUGGAUACAUAAAAGUUUUAUCCAGACCGUCUUCAUUGGCAACGGAAACAAAAAUAAGUAUCAAUGAUGAAGACUAUAUCGCAGUUAUCCCUGACUUAGUAAACAAUGCUGAGAUACAUUCAUCUGAACUUAUUAUCACCAAUGUUCAGCUGAUGGUCAUCAGUGAUACUUCGUUCAAUGGUGAUGGUGAAGAAUUCUAUUUUCCCGCGGUUGCGCGCGUUGUUUCAAAAUUCAAGAUGGCGGCCGUUGGGGAAAUGUUUUUAUAUGCUUGGACAUCAAGUGUCGUGCUACAGACUUUAUCUGUGUUCUGUAGUUGCAUUAAAGCAUGCUAUAUGGCUUGGUCGUCGUCAAGGCAAUCGAGCGUUUCUCUCGAAAUUUUUCAUAAAGUCUUAUUCUUUCCAGACAGUCGUUUGAUAUGUCGUGACUUUUUUUCUCCCAGAGGUUGUCAUUUGGUUAAAUGUCGUUAUGCUCAUUAUAAGACGUCUUUGGGAAGUCUUCUUGAGGUCUUGUACAGCACACAGACAUCCUUGGAUAUCUGUGUUUUCACGAUAUCAUGUCAUGAGCUCGCGAAUGUUGCAAUGCAACUUCAUAAAACAGGAAAAACCAUUAGAGUCAUCACCAAUGAGGAAAAUGAAGCAUUAACGGGCUCACAAAUUGAAAGGUUUCAAGGCAAAGGAAUAAAAGUUAGAUACGAUACUACAUCUUAUCACAUGCACCAUAAGUUUGUAAUUGUGGAUGAUAAAAUAUUAAUUAGUGGUUCUUUUAACUGGACAAGACAGGCUGUAGUUGGUAACAAAGAAAAUGUUUUAUUAACAAAUAAUCCAGACAUUGUUCGUCCUUAUUGCAAAGAGUUCGAAAAACUUUGGCAGCUUUAUACACCUAAUAAGAGAUAGCUUUGUUUAUUGAGAUAUAUGUAUAUAUAUAAAUUAUAUUGUCAGAUCCUAGCUACGUACAAUAUAAAAUAUGAGAAAUGUAACUUGCAAAUGAAAAUUACAAACAAAAGACAUGUCAUUGUUAAGUUAGAAAAGUUUACUAUUGUCUCUAUUUUAAGUAAUAAAUCACAAGGUUGAUAUGAAAUUUUUAUAAAUAAACAUUUUCAUUUGAA
Molecule: messenger RNA, 1139 nt
Organism: Xenia sp. Carnegie-2017
Lineage: Eukaryota; Metazoa; Cnidaria; Anthozoa; Malacalcyonacea; Xeniidae
Product: mitochondrial cardiolipin hydrolase-like
Exons: 5
Biological process (GO): piRNA processing
Cellular component (GO): mitochondrion
Molecular function (GO): RNA endonuclease activity producing 5'-phosphomonoesters, hydrolytic mechanism
Source: RefSeq, a predicted model, not a curated record